AUGAUAAGACCAACCCUCCUCUCCACCAUCCGCCUCAAUGCCUUCCCGAGCACCUCCAAACGCGCCUUCUCCCUCCUCAACCCCUCAUCGCGCUCGCACACCAACCGCAUCUUCGACCCCAUCCGCCAACCCAACGACCUGCAUACACUCACGCUCCUCAAUGCCUCCGACAACCGCUCACUAAUAACCUUCUGGACCGCGACCUGGUGUCAAACUUGCCAAGCCAUCAAGCCGCUCCUCCGACAACUCAUCGAAGAAGAAAAGAUUGGGGAGCGGGACGGCGGACUGGGCUUUGUGGAAGUGUUGAUGGACAGCACGUUGAUUGAGGACCUGCCUAUAAAAUAUCGCAUCAGUAGUAUGCCGACACUGUUGGCGUUUUCAAGACAGGAGGCGCAGUUCGAUACGAGGUUGACGCGGCCCGAGAAGAUGCGGAAUAAGGACUUUUUGAGGGAGUGGUUGGUGAAGGAGGCGCAGAGGGGAGGGAGGAUGGGCGGCGGCGGGGGCAGUGCGAAGGAAGAUGGCGAGCAGGGCAAAGCGGGUGAUGAGAAGUGA
Messenger RNA from Alternaria ventricosa, 552 nucleotides. RefSeq lists its product as uncharacterized. The transcript is spliced from 2 exons. Bases 1 to 552 code for a protein of 183 amino acids. NCBI's taxonomy places the organism in Eukaryota, Fungi, Ascomycota, Dothideomycetes, Pleosporales, Pleosporaceae. The record is from RefSeq and is a predicted model, not a curated record.